UUCAACUCAUCCACUUACUUCAAUUCACUUCACACAGCCUUAACGGCCUAUCUUGACGUUCGUUUUUACAACUUACAAGCUGUACGCACAAUCGUUCAUUACAAACACAAACAAACACCAUACACAAACAGCAAACAUGUACUUCUCCAACAUCCUCGUCACUCUGGCCUCGAUGGCCACCAUGGCUUCUGCCAUUCCUGCUCCUGAUUCCCUCCUCGACACCACCUCGAGCAUCUCCCCUGCCGACUUCACCAUCAACCUCGACAAGUCCGGCUCCGCCCUCGAGGCCCGCACCAGCUUCUCCUGCCCCGGUGCCAUGUCCUACUGCCCUUGGACCAAGGCCUGCUCGUGCCCCGUCGGCCAGUCCUGGGACGCCCGAUCCAAGAGAUGCGCCGGCACCAAGACCACCGGCUGCUACGCCAAGCCCAAGGCCAGUGCCUACGUCAACGCUGGUGUUGAUGUCAAGCUCGGUACUUACUGUGCCGCUUCCCCCUACAAGAUCGUCAAGUACGACACUCGUCACUCUUACUGCCAGGCCAACCUCAAGAACACCGUCUUCCUUGCCCCUCUGGCCGUUGGUGCCGAGAUUGCUCUCUAUGGCGGUGCUGCCAUCGAUGUCAAGGCCAAGGCUAGUGUCAGCCUUCGCGCUGUCUGCUCUGGUCUUGCUGGUCUCUAUCUCGAGAGCUCCGUCGAUGCUGUCGCCCUUUUCAACACCAACAAGUACGGAUACUCUGUCCGCCCUGGUAGCGUCACUGGUGGUCUCUCUUUCGCCAUCACCGACUCUAUCAAGUCUCUGACCUGCCGUCUCGGCCUCGGAAACUGCGCUGUCUACGACUGUGUCUCUUACUGCUCCAAGGGCUGCAAGAACUACAUUGACGUCCGCGGCAACGUCGGUGGCUACGUCAACGGCCUUGCUGGCUUCUGCGUUGUCAAGGACUCUGUCCUCUUCGUCAACAAGGUUGGCGCUUGUGCUACCCUCAAGAUUGAGGGUCUCCUCCGCAUUGUUGGCAGCAUUCACGCCAGCAUCAAGGGUCUCUUCAAGUGCAACUGCUAAGCGGUUAGAAAUGAUACAAAAACGAUGCAAAAGAGUGGUUGACUGAACGGAUCCCGGGUACUAAUGGUUUAAUUUUUAAUGGUUGGAGGAAUGUUUGAAGAUAUACUCAGUCUUGGUUUCGGAUUACCGGAUGAUCUGACACCCUCACGCCUGCUGGCUCUUGUCUUGAUGUCUUUCUUAAAUUAAUUGAAUAAUCUCAUAUGAUAAAAAUAACUGACUC
Messenger RNA from Fusarium graminearum PH-1, 1274 nucleotides. RefSeq lists its product as uncharacterized. NCBI's taxonomy places the organism in Eukaryota, Fungi, Ascomycota, Sordariomycetes, Hypocreales, Nectriaceae. The transcript has a single exon. Bases 137 to 1054 code for a protein of 305 amino acids. The record is from RefSeq and is a predicted model, not a curated record.